AUGGGUAUUCCACGCUUCUUCAAGAUGCUUACUGAAAGAUAUCCUCUUUCAAUUGAAAACCAAGAUACUCGUGGUACAUACGAGAAUUUCUAUAUAGAUAUGAAUGGAAUCAUUCAUAUGCAAACUCAUGAUAAUGGAAAGCGCCGAAAAGGCCAAGUUGAAGAGCCUACAUGGGAUGAUAUGGCCGAGAAUAUCUGGGCCUAUGUUGAGAGUGUUGUUUCGUUUGUAAAACCAACAGAACUACUUUACUUAUCAGUAGAUGGACCUGUUUGCCGCAUGAAAAUGAACCAACAAAGAUCGCGUCGUUUCUAUAAGAUAGCAGCCGAGCCAACCGUCGGUUUUGAUCCCAACUGCAUUUCACCAGGCACUGAGUUUAUGGAGUUCUUACAAGAAAGAAUGCUAGAGUUCAUUGCCAAACGACGAGCAGCUCAAGCUAAGAUCUGGUCCGAAGUAACUGUUAUCUUUUCAGGCCAUCGUGUUCCCGGCGAAGGAGAGCAUAAGAUUAUCUCUUAUAUCAAAAACACAGCUGAACAGUGCAGUACCAAGCGACACUGUAUUCAUGGACUAGAUGCUGAUUUAAUCCUUUUGACUCUUCUGACCUCUAUGCCCCACUUCUCAAUACUAAGGGAAGAGAUGGACUUCCGGAACAACCGUACUGGUGGGUUUAUCUUCUUACACGCCCAUAUUAUUCGGGAGUACUUGUGCUUAGAAACAGGUAUGCGAGCUAAUGAUAAGAAAGCAGUUAAUGAAGCCGUUAAUGAUAUUGUUUUUAUUAUGGCCUUAUUUGGUAAUGAUUUUGUUCCUGGUAUUUUCAAUUUGUUAGUUUCAUUUGAUAGUUUGCUGAUUUUGUAUCGUGAUUACCGGCGAAGGACACGAGUGGCUUUGCAUAAGAACGGUCGGAUUAAUUGGGGAGCUCUCUACCUCUUUUUAGAAGAAGUAGUGGUUUAUGAGCGCUGUCUUAAUGUCCACCAGGCCUUGCAAUUAUCUCCACCAGAGAAGUUAUAUACGUAUCGAGGCGUACUAGAACGAGUCUUAGCUAAAGAAAGUGCUGCACUCGUUAAUACAGCCAAGUUAUUUAACCAAAGACUGGUCAAGGCCGGGGGAGCGCCUAUGUAUACGACUAAGGCGGAGAUACAAGCAGUUCGACUGGCCAAGCAACCUACUGCCGCCCAAGUUCAAGCCACCCGGACUUUACCAGUGAUAGAUUCAGCCGGGAAAGAGGCCGGACAAUUGCUUUGGGAUGCAAUGCGUGAAACUAGAUACCGGGAAAAGAAGAUUGAUGUAAAUCAUACUUUUGAUUAUUUGAUGAGUUUACAAUGGCUUUGCCAGUACUACUUUGCUGAAUGUGAUUCUUGGAGUUGGUUUUAUCCAGAGCACUAUUCAGUCUUUUUAACUGAUGUUGUACAGGCCCUUAAGAUACUUAUUGCUGAGAAUCCUAAUGGGUCUAGUCUAGAGAUAGAAAAGGAUUUAGAAGAAAGAACUGGAUACGCACGUGAUGGACCUAUUUCUCCUUUUGUGCAACUUCUAGGUAUUCUUCCGGCGGCUAAUAAGGACUUACUGCCUAGUGCGCUUCGAGGUGUCUUUACUGAACUAAGUGAGUACUAUCCGACUGAGUUUACUAUUGAUCAAGAUGGUAAAAAGGCUGUUUGGGAGUCUUUGUGCUUAAUUCCCUUUGUGGAUAUUGCUAAGAUUCAAGCUGCAGUUGAUAAGCGAAUUCAAAACGUACCUAGUGCCGAUCUAAUCAGGAAUAAGCAAGAUGUUUUGCGUAUUUGGCGAGUUGGAGCAACUAAGGCCGAAGAGAUUCCCUAUGAAAGAACCUUUGAAGCGUACCAAACUCUUUUGCAGUCGGUUCCUACUCCGUCUAAAGCACAAAUCUACAUUCCUUCUCUGUUUGCCAAACGAGUUGUCUCAACUAUGUCCAAAGUAAUGAACUCGUGCUUUGGCGGCGAGCGCAAGCGAAUGGUGCUUAGUCUUAAACCAUGUGCCGAUUUAAUGGCUGCUUUGGAAAUGAUAGCUGUAGCUGAGAUGACUGCUGAGUUAGAGCAGAAGGCCAGUUGGAUCUUUGGCGGUGGCUAUACUUACUGUGGAUUCCCUUAUCUCACGCCUUGCCAGGUGAUUGCUAUUGGGUACAAGAAAAGAGUUCUGGCCGUGGAGAAGGAUCAACUUGUCUGUCGUCAUGAGGAACUUUCGCCCGAUGAGGCUGAAGAGCUGGAAAAGGCCGCCCGGCUUCUGUUCAAAAGAAGGGGAAUCUUUGUGCAAGACCGAGCCAGCUAUGUUAUUUGCAGUGUUAAUGGCCGGAAGCGCAUCUUGCCAUUAGAAGUCUUAGUAAGUAGCAAAAGCAUCCAAAUGGUUUAG
Nematocida homosporus is the source of this 2355-nucleotide messenger RNA. RefSeq names its product 5'-3' exoribonuclease 1. Bases 1 to 2355 code for a protein of 784 amino acids. Lineage: Eukaryota; Fungi; Microsporidia. Gene Ontology annotation, molecular function: 5'-3' RNA exonuclease activity; RNA binding. Gene Ontology annotation, cellular component: nucleus. The record is from RefSeq and is a predicted model, not a curated record. The transcript has a single exon. Gene Ontology annotation, biological process: nuclear-transcribed mRNA catabolic process.